This is a messenger RNA of Culicoides brevitarsis, 2657 nucleotides long. RefSeq names its product peroxisomal acyl-coenzyme A oxidase 3 (gene Acox3). Gene Ontology annotation, cellular component: peroxisome. Gene Ontology annotation, biological process: lipid homeostasis; fatty acid beta-oxidation using acyl-CoA oxidase. Gene Ontology annotation, molecular function: fatty acid binding; FAD binding; pristanoyl-CoA oxidase activity. Bases 242 to 2323 code for a protein of 693 amino acids. The record is from RefSeq and is a predicted model, not a curated record. Lineage: Eukaryota; Metazoa; Arthropoda; Insecta; Diptera; Ceratopogonidae. The transcript is spliced from 7 exons.
CAUAAAUAGUAAAUGUUUUGAUAACGAAAAGAACGGAUUUAAAACGCAUAAAUUGAUAAGAAAAAUAUUCUAAAAAUCCCUCCACAGACAAUUAUUAAGGAUCAGUACCAAAAAUCUCAAAAUCAUUAUAAAUUCAAAAAUUUAUGAAAAAUUAUUUUAAUCACUAUCAUCUCUGGACUUUAACCUUCGAAGUACAAUUUAGUUUUUUUAGAAUAUUAAUUAAACAUUGAAGUUGCAAACAAUGCAAGGUGAAGCAAUCUUUGAGAAUAAAGAUAUUUUCCCUGAUUUCCCGACGACGGGACCGUUAGCGAAAUACAGAUCUUCAGCAACUUUUGAUUGGAAAAAGUUAAAACUAAUAAUUGAAGAUGAAGAAGCACUUUUAUUUCGACAAAGAAUUUUCAACUUUUUUCGAGAUCAUCCGUAUUUCGUGAGGAAAUUGGAAGAAUCAUUAACGAUGGAUCAACAACGGCACUUGGCCUCGAAACGAAUGUUAGUUGGAUUUAAUGAACAUUUUUUUGGGGUCGAUCAGUUCAUACAAAGGCCAGAUUUGUCGUAUCAUUUUGUUAGUAGCUUAAUGGCUUUUUGUCCGAGUUUCGCAAUUAAAGUAACUUUGACAUUUGGAAUGUUUGGAAAUGUGUUACGAACUUUAGGUAACGAAAGGCUUUAUCAAUAUGUCGAAGCAAAUGAAAACAUGGAAAUUUACGGUGCCUUUGCUCUAACGGAAAUUUCCCAUGGAACUAAUGCCAGAGGAGUUAGAACCACCGCAACUUAUGACGUCAAAUCAAAAGGCUUCAUUAUGAACACGCCAGAUUUCGAGGCAGCCAAAUGUUGGGUUGGCAAUUUGGGCAAAACUUGCACGCAUGCCAUCGUUUAUGCCCAACUUUACACGCCCGAUGGCAAAAAUCACGGUUUAAACGCUUUUUUGGUCCCGAUCCGCGAUCCCAAAACUUUGCUUUGUUUCCCGGGCGUUCGAGCAGGCGACAUGGGUGAAAAAAUCGGCUUGAACGGCGUUGAUAACGGCUUUGUCAUGUUCGAUAAUUACCUGAUUUCGAAAGAUAUGCUGCUAAGUCGAACUGGCGACGUGACAGACGACGGGAAAUUCGUCACUCCGUUUAAGGAUAAAAGUAAGCGAUUGGGAGCGUCGUUGGGAGCUUUGUCCGGAGGUCGUGUUUCGAUUUGCGGAAUUGCUUCGACAUAUUGCACGAAAGCAAUAACGAUCGCAAUUCGGUAUUCGGCAGCUAGAAGACAAUUUGGGGAGGAUUCCGAGGGGAAUGAGUUGCCAGUGUUGGAAUAUCAGUCGCAGCAAUUUCGGUUGUUGCCGCAUCUUGCUUCGACUUUUGCUUUGAAUAUUUUUUCGCAUUGGUUGUCGGUGCAGCAUGGAGAUAUGUUUUUGAGAACGACACUUGGGGAGAAGUUGCCGCAUGUCGGGAUGGAAAUUCAUGCCUUGAGUUCGGCGUGUAAACCGUUUUGUACGUGGGCAGCUAGAGAUAUCAUUCAGGAGUGUCGAGAGGCUUGUGGAGGACAUGGUUAUUUAAAAAUUAGUCGUUUGGGUGAUCUCCGCAACGAUGCAGAUGCAAAUUUAACUUACGAAGGUGAAAACAACGUCCUUGGACAACAAGCAUCAAACUGGCUAUUAAAUGUUGAAAAACGCAAUGCUUUCGGCGAGGAAUCCCCUCUGAAUUCAGCUGAUUUCUUACAAAACUACCGCGCAAUUUUACAAACAAAAUUCCCAACAAAUAAUUUCUCUGAAGCAACGUCCUCGAAAAUUAUUUUGGACUCAUUAAAUUGGUUGUGUGCCUUUACUUUGAACAAAACGAUCGAAAAAUCAAAAAAAAUACAGAAAAAAUCAUCCGCUUUUGACUUGCGAAACAACAUCCAAGUAUUUCAUGCCAAAACUCUGUCAAUUUGUUACGCCCAGAGGAACGUUUAUCGCGUUUUUUACGAUUUUGUGAACAAACUCCCGAAUUCCAGUGAAAAAGAGGCACUUCAUGACUUGCUUGUGUUGUUCGGAGCUAAUUUAAUGCUCCAAAAUGCAAGUUUAUUCUAUCAAGGAGCUUAUUUCAACCGUUCUGAGGACAUUCAGAUUUUUGAAAAUUUGAUCACCGAGCAGCUUUUGGGAAAAAUUAAAAAUAAUUGCAUUGCGCUUACGGAUUCCAUCGCUUAUCCGGAUCAUGUGAUAAACAGUUGUCUCGGGCAUAGUGACGGAAAUGUUUAUAAACACUUGAAAGCGGCGUUUUUUGAUAAUCCAGCGACGUUUGAGCGUCCCCAAUGGUGGGAGACCUUGGUGCACAAAGAUAAGACAAUUUUGAAUGCUAAAUUGUAAAAAGUUGUCUUUAAAAGACAAUAUUUGUUGUUUUUGUUGUGAAAGAUUUGUCUUUGAGACAAUUUGUUGUUUUUUUAUCUUAGGAGAAUUUUAGAAAAAUAUUUUUAUUUUUUUAAUGGGACAUCGUUUAUAUGGUGAAGUGAUAAAUUAUUAUUCCAAAAAAAUUAAUAAAUAAACGAAAAUGUUUUAGAUUUUAUUAAAAAUUAAAAAAAAAAAAAUUUUGUAGGUAAAAUAAUUUUUCUAAAAUAAUUUUUUUUAUUGUUAAAAUAAUUAAAUAAUAAAUUCUUAAUUAAAUUAAUACUCCCAGUGAAAAAAAAAUAACUUAAAUAUUGAA